AUGCUUUUCUUACUUUUUCGUCCUAUUUCAAGCUUAGUUAAUGCCCCUAUGCGACAACAAGAUGCAAUUAUACAGGCCUCAUGCUCAGAAAGUAAUCCUUGCAUGUUUUCUAUUCAGGGGAAGACAUAUUCUUAUUCAUAUUUAACAGUCUAUGAUUUAACACGGACAGAUCAGAUAAAAUACGCUAUUAAUCCUUCAUCAGCACCUUCGAGUUGGGAUUCUUCAGAUCUUACCACAGGUACUUCUCAAGAUUUAGAUAGGAUUUUUGUAACACCAACACCCGUUCAAUCUUUAUACGUCCUGGUAAAGCCAUCUACUUCAAAAACAAUUUCAGCUCGUGCAGGCUACGCAAUGACCUAUUGUCGCGCAUGA
Molecule: messenger RNA, 372 nt
Organism: Trichomonas vaginalis G3
Lineage: Eukaryota; Parabasalia; Trichomonadida; Trichomonadidae
Exons: 1
Coding region: 1-372 (123 amino acids)
Source: RefSeq, a predicted model, not a curated record